AAGCUGCCAUCCGAUGCGGAAAAUGCAGCGAUUACUUUCAUAAGGAAGCUGAUUGCAAAAAUUCUGGUCGUCGGUGCUACAACUGUGAUGUUUACGGGCAUGAGGCGAAAAACUGCACACAGAAAAAGAAAGAGAAAGGUAAAACUAAUACUGAAUAAAAAUAAAGAAGACGAAAAUCUCGAAUCCUGAUCAAAACAGACUGACUGAUAAGACUACUUGCUACUCACUCACGUAUUCGAAGAUUAUCCUGUAUAAUAAUUUACUUUAGUAUUAAUACUUGUCUUUAAAGUAUGACUGAUUUAUUCGUAUUUUUAUACUCGUAUCAUAUCGUAUCACUUUAAUAAAUCUUCUUAUUCUGAUCUAUGUACUCUUGUUGUUCUGGUACCUGCAAAUGUAGAGAAGAAACUCUGUUUCUGGAAUACAUUAUGUAGAAUUCACUGAAUAAUUUUGCGUUAAUAACUGGGUAUACUCAGAGAAGAAAUUUGUAUUUCUGUGCUUGAGUGGACUGAAAAUCUUGAUUUUUAUGUGACUGAUAUUUGCAGUGCACGGCAAAUUUAUCGGAAAUGUAAAUUUAUUCUCACUGAAAUGAAAACUGAAAAAUCUGAUAAACAAAUCACGACAUCUUGAAUAAAUCUCGUAGCCUGGAUAAUUUUGCAACUCGUACGUGUGGGAAGGGGUGUCAGUAGGUGCUGCUCUCUUCGGUGCGCACCAAAAUACACUUCACACUCCUCGUUUUGUACCAGGCAUCCCGAAUCUUGCUAGCAUCCCACCGUUCAGAGGAUUAACGGUUCAGUCGGACUAAUAUAACGAUUGAAAAAUAAUCCUUCUUUUUCAAUCAACUUACUUUUACCUCUUUUUAAUUAAAAUUACCUCGAUAUCUCGUAUUUCUCGCUCUAAAGCUGACAAUUCUGAAACCAUCUUCCACGCCUUACACCGAAUUUGAAACUCAUUUGGAUUUGGAAAACGUAACUUUCACCUUAGCUAUCACUCCCGAAGACAAAACUUCGAUUACUUUCACUCAAGAUAAAAGCUGGUUAUGGUAUAACGGUGAAAAGAACUGGGAAGUGCGUUUUCAUCAUUCGGAUAACGACGAAUCGCCGGAAAACAGAAGACGCGAAUUAGAAGAAGAACUUUUGCCCGCAGCUACCGCCCUUUUACGAGAAAAUUUUAACCAAAACGAACAAUUUUCUAAAAAUAUUCGAACCAUUUUCGGAGAUUACAGCGAAAGUAGAGAAAAACUGAUUCAAACGCAUUCGGAUUUCUUCACCAACCAAGAAAAAUAUUACUACUUGAUCCCGAAAAUACCGUUUUUCUGUUUCAACUUGAAAAAUAUCCUCAUUAAAGGAUUAACGAAUCUGGAAUGGAUCAAGAUCAAUACAGGUCUGAGUAUUUUUACGCAUACGUUGAUGAUCAGAAACGUUCACGGAGACUUGAUCUUGGACUUUGGAGCUGCGCAAGAGAAGCCGGUCGAAUUGAAGUUUAAAAUCGAUUAUUUUUCCGUAUCGACCGAUAGGAAAUCCGUGAAUGUGGAGGCGAGGUACUCCAGCGUCAAUAAGACGAGUACUCCUUUAUCGUCCAGACAAUCGGCUCUGAUCAUUCAUAGCAUAGAAUCGGCUACUGCUAAUUCACUGUUUCCAGCACUGCAGCUCCGCAGAACCUUUAACAUCGAUACUCCUCCGGGAGAAAUCAAAAUCACCGACAAAACUGAUUGGGAAUCGAUUAAACAAUCGUUCUGCGAAUGGAUCCCCUUCAAUGAAGACGAGACGAGACCUCUUGACACAGAAACGCGAAGCAAAGCAUACCAAUGUGGGGUUCAGACAACAAAAACCUCCCUUGAGCUACCGUAUAAAUCCUUCAAAAAAGAAUUCAGAGAACCAGAAGUAAAAAACAAAAUAUUACAGAACACAGAAAAAAUACCAGCAGAUAUACAUGAACGUUUUCUGGAUCUAGACCAUUGGACGGUAGUAGAAGUUCCUACAUUUAUGAUAAAUACAAAAUCGAGUAUUGCAUCCACAAACAACUCCGACUAUAAUGAAAUCAAAGAUAUGCCUGAUAAACAAGAACAAAAAUUCAAGAAUUAUUUUGGUGCAUGGUUAUAUAUUAUUACGUCAAAGUACAAUGACGUCAAACUGCAAGAGUUUCAAACGAAAUUAAAAAACGCUUAUGAAAGCUCUACUUUCAAGGGAACGGAAGAAGAAUUUUAUAUGAGAUGCGCUGCGCACCUCGCUCGAACUUUCCUGCAAGUGUGCGCAGUGCAUCAUUAUUGGAUUCAAUACAUUAUGAAUAACGAGGAUAUUAAUACCACGUUUGAAGAAACUUUGGUAAGGAUUAUCCCGUCAUGGGACUUUUCUGAAGAGCAAAUCACUAUCGUCAAUAUACUACGAACUGUUGUUUAUAAUGACAAGAAUGGUGCAUUGGAGUAUUCAAAAACUACCAAUGCACUUGGAGAUGAAACUUGCGUUUUCUUCGAUCAAACAGAAAGAUGCAAGUAAGCUCAAACUCAGACCGAUUUUAUAAUCACUGUUUCGUCCUAUUUCGGUUAUAUUGUAGAUAGUCGAUGUAUUUGUACAUAUUUAUCUCGUUACCUAUUGUUACUUUGUUAUACAGUCCACUAAAUGUUUGUUAUGUACGUGUUCGUGUGAAUUUUUUACCGUUGCUUUCGCGCGCGAUCAUAAGUACAUGAAUACGCUCAAACAUUUUUGGUCUUGCUCGAACCAGAUGAUUUUUAUGGUUUUUAAUGAUGGUUUUUUACGAUAUGAAGCGAAUUGGAUCGUUUUUUCAUCUGGAUUUCGAUUGGUAAUCAAGUUGGCUUGGUUUUGGUUCCUGAUAUAAGUAUUCAAUCAGGUAUUAUUGGUCGUUGGUAUAUAAUUAUUUCGAAUACUAAAAGAUGGAUCGCAAAUUGAGACUAGUUAAGCUCAAUAUUAACAGAUUGACAAACGAAAUGGGAAAUAUCGCUCAAGGUACUAUUGAUCUUGAAAAGCUUAGUAAGUUGGAAGCUUCUUUAAGAGAGUUUAAAGAAUAUAAAAAUAAACUCGACGAUUUAGUUGAGGAAUAUUUUGUUGUCGUUAGAUGAAAAAGAUGAGGGUUAUAAAGCGUUAGAAACUGCUCAGAUGAAAGAGCAACAGACUGCUAGCGAUAUUAUGCAUAAAUAUGAAGCUAAGUUGGUAGUAUUCCGUCAGCAAUUAGAUCUGGAAAAAGCUAACGAAUCUUUACUCGACCCAAAUCGACCCUUUCCGCGUCAUGAGCAGUCUUGCAUGCCGAAAUUAGAGAAGAUUAAAGUUCCUACCGUUGAUGGUGAUAUUUUAUCGUUCGCAAGUUUUAAAGGCAUGUUCGAGAACUUAAUUCAUGACAAUCCGGAGUUAUCUAAUGUGCAAAAGCUCCAUUAUCUAAAGGAAUCGUGCAAAGGUCGUGCAUUCGAACUGAUCAAAAAUUUUCCGCUGAAAGGUGAAGCUUAUGUGCAAGCAUGGGAGUGCAUAAAAGAUCGUUUUGAUAAUCGAAGAGUCAUAAUCAAAACUCUUUUCGAUAAAUUGUAUUUGUUGGAGGAAAUUCGAAAAGAUACUGAGCUUCAAUCGUUAGUCGACUCAGCUGAUGUUAUCGUUCGUGGAUUGGAAGCAGGUGGUGCUGAAAUCAAUGAUUCGUAUUCGCAGCUUAUUUCUUAUCUAUCCUACCUAUUCUCGUUUGCAGAAAUUUUUGAAUAAUCGUGCAUUUUUUGUGGAAGAUAGGAGUAAUGCUGUGCCUGAAUCUAAACCUGGUGUUACUGGUGUGCCGAAAAAAUCGUUCAUUUCAACUGGAAAUUCGUGCAUGUUUUGUGAAAAACCUCACAAGCUCUCCGAAUGUCGAUCGUUUGCUGGUAAAAAACACGAUGAAAAAUACGAAUUGGUCAAAUCCAAAGCAUUGUGUAUUAAUUGACUGUCCCAUGGUCAUCGAGCUGCAGAUUGUAAAGCUUCGGCAUGUAAAAAAUGCAAUGGCAAACAUCACACAGUGAUGCAUCGUGGACCAUACGAACCUACUUCGUCAUCAGGUGCGCCUCAUCAAUCAAAUCCGCCACCUUCAACUACUGUGUCCAUUUCAACGUCUGGUCAGUCACCCCCUUUGAUUCCCAAGGAUACAACCAGCACAACUACUACUUCUACCUUGAUUUCGCCGAACCCGAAUAAAACUGUGAUCCUGCCUACUGCUGUUUGUAACGUAUCGUAUCAUUUCAAAAACCAAAUGGUCAAUGGAAAAUAAUGAGAUGGUCUAUACUCACCACGUUCAUGGAACACAAGUGAACGACUGACUGAAUCAUAUGUUCGUAUUCUAAUUUUUGAUUAUGUUGAGUUGUUGAGUUAGGGGUUAGGAUUAGGAAUUGGAUUCAUCGCUCACGAAAUAAUUAUCAAUAUUUUUUCUAUUUGAAAAAAAUGUGAAAUAUAAAGUUGAUGUUAGGUUGAUGUAUAGGUAAAAUUUGUAAAAAGAUAAAGUCGUGGAUGGGGAUGGGUGUUUUUUUUUUUUGGGGAUGAACUGAGAAAAUAUGACGAUAUUCUCCUCGUUUAUAUGUACAACUCUUUUGGACUAUAAUAUGCGGUAGUGUUAUUAUGUAAAUUGUAAAUACAAAAUGAAAACUCA
Messenger RNA from Planococcus citri (citrus mealybug), 4605 nucleotides. RefSeq lists its product as uncharacterized. The transcript has 5 exons. Bases 1407 to 2492 code for a protein of 361 amino acids. NCBI's taxonomy places the organism in Eukaryota, Metazoa, Arthropoda, Insecta, Hemiptera, Pseudococcidae. The record is from RefSeq and is a predicted model, not a curated record.